GGCGGGUCAUGUGAUUGAUCGCAGGCUAAAAGCCCCGCGCUCGGCCGCCGCUGUCGUAGUCGCUGCAGCGGCCCCCCCCCCUCAGCGAUCAUCAUGGACCUGCCCCUCUGCCCCCGGGCCGCGCUGCUGCUGUUGCUGCUGCUGAGUCUAAGCCCGGGUAUUGCUCCAGCUCAGCCAGUAGAGGAAGGCAAGGAAGCCUGGGAUUAUGUCACUGUCCGGAGUAAUGCAUCCAUGUUCUGGUGGCUCUACUAUGCCAACAACUCCUGCAAAAACUUCACAGAACUGCCUCUGAUCAUGUGGCUUCAGGGGGGUCCAGGAGGUUCCAGUACUGGAUUUGGAAACUUUGAGGAAAUUGGUCCCCUCGAUUCGGAUCUGAAACCAAGAAAAACUACCUGGCUACAAUCAGCCAGCCUUCUGUUUGUGGAUAACCCAGUGGGCACUGGAUUUAGCUUUGUAAAUCAGAGCGAUGCAUAUGCCACAGAUCUUGGCAUGGUGGCUUCGGACAUGCUGGUUCUCCUACAACAUUUUUUCAAUUCUCGGCCAGAAUUCAAGACUAUUCCGUUCUACAUUUUCUCAGAAUCCUAUGGAGGGAAGAUGGCUGCUGGGAUUUCCCUAGAGCUUUACAAGGCUAUCCAAAAGGGAAGUAUAAAUUGCAACUUCGCAGGCGUUGCCCUGGGUGAUUCCUGGAUUUCCCCUGCAGAUUCUGUGCUUUCUUGGGGACCUUAUCUAUAUAGCAUGUCUCUUCUGGAUGACCAGAGUCUAACAGAACUGACAAAAAUUGGAGAGAAAAUUCUCAGUGCUAUGAAUAUGGGACUCUAUGAAUGGGCUACCCAGCUGUGGGCAGAUGCAGAAGUGCUGGUGGAGCAGAAUACAGAUGAAGUGAACUUUUACAACAUUUUAAAUAAAAAUCCCCCUGAGUCUUCAAUGAAGAUGAGCCUAGAAUUUACCCAGCAUCAUCUAGAUCGACUUUAUCACCACCAUGUGAGAAAUCUACACCAGGAUAAGUUAAGUGUACUCAUGAAUGGACCCAUCAGAAAGAAGCUCAAAAUCAUUCCAGAUUACAUCACCUGGGGAAAACAGUCAAAUUUAGUUUUCAAGAUGAUGGAGAAGGACUUCAUGAAGCCUGUGAUUAACAUCGUAGAUGAACUGCUGGAUGCUGGCAUCAAUGUCAUAAUUUACAACGGGCAAUUAGACCUCAUAGUGGACACCGUGGGUCAGGAGGCAUGGUUGCGUAAACUGAAGUGGCCUGAGCUGAGUACUUUUAAUCAGAUGAAGAGAACGCCUCUCUAUGUUAAUCCUGAGUCUUAUGAUACAUCUGCUUUCUUUAAGUCCCACAAGAACCUUGCUUUCUUCUGGAUUCUCAAGGCCGGUCACAUGGUUCCAUCAGACCAAGGAGAAAUGGCCCUGAAAAUGAUGAGGAUGGUGACUGGACAAGAAAGUUGAGAUGGAAGCCAACUGGCCUGGCCUCUGUAACUCAGUGCAAUGUCAAGGUCAUUGACAGUGUCAAGGGCACUUUACUGAGUUAGGUAACAAAAUGACCACUGAGGUAGCAGGGGCCUUUCUUUUAGAUGUCAAAAAAUGGGCUCUUAUCUGUGAAGCUUUGAGUCGACAUACAUAUCUUCCUAAAUUGAGCCUUUUGCCGUGACUAAAGACCUCCCAUGACUACCUUCCUAAAAUGCCCUUGGUUUAGGGUUGGGUUGGGGUUUUUUUUUGUUUCUUGUUUUUUGGGGGCCUGUGUGGGAAUUACAGGAUGCCUAAGACUUUUCAUAGACCUAUUUUCAUCAGGAUGAAGUUUCAAGUGUUUUUGUGCUUCUCUUUAAUGUAGCCAAACCUAGAAUUGUUUUUGGAUUUGAUAUCUUUAAUGAAUUAAAAGGAUCCAGAUUUCUUCCAUGUUCUUUUUGUCAAUAACAUGUUCGAAGUCAGCAUUUCAGUACUGAACCCUCCUGAGGGUUUUGCCAUUAAGUUGACACUUUUAAUAAAAAUGACUGUUACUGGUUGCUGGCACACACAGACAAUCCAACAAGCAUUUACUAAGAGCCUGCUAUAUGCAAAGCACUCUCUAACAUUAGCGAAUUUCCUGUGUGGACCUGAAGAAGGAGAGCGGCCUCUUAACUUCCUCCUGUCUGUUGAAGAGAGUUUUAAUAACCAUCACCAGACUGGGAUUCAGCCUUUGAUGCUACCUCCUGCCUGUCUGCCCUCUGACUGGUCUGCAGUGACAUCAUUUAUCAUCUGCGAGUGACCCCCAUCAGAUCUAACCCUUCAUGUCUUGACCUUAAAAAUGAAAAUGGCUUCCUUGUUUCACUACCUUGGUCUUUGCUUUAACACCAGCCUGUUCUCAGGUUCUCUGGCAGAUGUAACUCUGAUGUCUUAGUUUAUAGUUCAGAGUGGUCACAUCAUUGAGAGGGACAGGAACUGCAAGCCUGUCCUCUUCCUAGGUAGGACUGCUGCAGUAUGGAUUAACAUGUCCACAACAGACCUCAGUUAUCUAUCUCCAAACCCGUCUCCUCCUCCAAACUCCAUUAUCUUUCCAGUCUCCCAGGUUCAUAAUCUCAGUGUUAUCAUCAAUCCCUUACUUUACCUUGACUUCUAGAUCCAUUCAAUUGCCCAAUCUCUUUUUUUCCUACCUCAAUAGACUCUGGUAUCUGUCUUCUUGCCUACUUCUCUCCAGUCGUGGCUACCAUUCUAGUUCAGGUACCUAAUCCCUUCUCAUCUAGACUAUUGAAAUGACUUCCUGUUUAGUCUUCCUGCCUCCAAUCUUUCCCUACUCCAAUUUAUCAUUGAUACAGCUGACAAAGUCAUUUUCCCUAAGGCACAGAUCUGCUGUGAGUAAACUUCAGUGGCUCCCUAUAACUCCUAGCCUCUAGAAUCAAAUGGAAGCUCAGGUUGAUAUUUUAAAUCCUUUACAAUCUGGCCCAAUCCUACAUUUCUAACCUUUAUCACUCAUUACUUUCACAUACAUUAUGAUUCUGCUAAACUUGCCUCACCCAGGUUUCCAUCUCCCAUCACCAUGCUUUUGCAUCAGCUGUCCCUCCUAUCUGGAAUGUGCUCUGUCCUCUCCUUUGCCUGUUAGAAUCCCUAGCUUCCUUCACAGCUCAGUUCCAGCUGCAUCUUCCAUGUGAAAAGAAGCCUUUCUCGAUCCUUCCCACUAUUAGUGCCUUUUACCCAAUGCUUUAUAUACAUAUAUGUAUACAUACAUCCCCCUCUCUCUCUCCCCAGCACCUAGCAUGUGCUUCAUAAAUGUUUGUUGACUGUAAUUAUCUUGUUAAAUCACAUACUGAAAAAAGAAUUCUAAUAAAAUGAGAAAGCUUUUGA
Dromiciops gliroides (monito del monte) is the source of this 3312-nucleotide messenger RNA. RefSeq names its product serine carboxypeptidase 1 (gene SCPEP1). The coding region runs from base 94 to 1443 and encodes 449 amino acids. The record is from RefSeq and is a predicted model, not a curated record. Lineage: Eukaryota; Metazoa; Chordata; Mammalia; Microbiotheria; Microbiotheriidae. Gene Ontology annotation, molecular function: serine-type carboxypeptidase activity. Gene Ontology annotation, biological process: proteolysis. The transcript has 13 exons.